CUUGUGUUGUGUACUGGAUCAUCCAAGUCCAUUGAUAUAAUUGACAUGAACACAGGAAAAGUUGUAUGGCAUAAAGAAACUGCUGGAACAAGAUUACCUCAUUUAAUUGCCAUAAAUGAAGGAUCCCCUUAUACAAGCCAAGAUCCAGUGAUGCACGAUUUAUUUUUAACUUCUGCUGUGGUAGAUGGUAUAAAGAUAUGGGAUUUACGAACCAAGAAAGUUAUUGUAUCUUAUAAAGAACAUAAAUGCCGUUACCUUCCUUGUGGUGCAACUUUUUCUGCAUGUGGAAAAUAUGUUCUUUCAGGAAGUGAAGAUAAAUCGAUUUACACAUAUGACCUAAGGCAACUAAGUUAUCUGUAUAAAGUACAAAACCAAAAUAGCAAUACAGUGACUGGAAUAAGAUUCAUUUCUAAAAACACCCAGUUUCUAACUACUUGUUUGGAUGGAAAUGUCUCUCUAUAUGGAUGAAAGAAAUAAAAGUUUCAAAAGACAAGUGACAUCUGUUCUAUUAAAUUGUAGAAAAUAAAAUAAUUUUUUGCCA
Uloborus diversus is the source of this 541-nucleotide messenger RNA. Its product is annotated as WD repeat-containing protein 27-like. The record is from RefSeq and is a predicted model, not a curated record. Gene Ontology annotation, molecular function: protein binding. The transcript has 5 exons. Lineage: Eukaryota; Metazoa; Arthropoda; Arachnida; Araneae; Uloboridae. Bases 46 to 468 code for a protein of 140 amino acids.